Molecule: messenger RNA, 1680 nt
Organism: Fulvia fulva
Lineage: Eukaryota; Fungi; Ascomycota; Dothideomycetes; Mycosphaerellales; Mycosphaerellaceae
Exons: 3
Coding region: 1-1680 (559 amino acids)
Source: RefSeq, a predicted model, not a curated record
AUGCAGCAGGUCAACCAGCUGCGAUCCAAUCGUACAAGCCGCCAGGUACAUGCAACGUCAGCCAGGUUCAACAUGGGCUUCACAGCCAUCAAUACAACUAGGGCAGGCGGUGAUACAGCGUCGACGGCUUCUGGUGAAAGAGGCAACCAGGAUGCUGCCAGUCCUGCGACCAUUGCCUCGGAAUAUCUUGGCCGUGGUCAGGCUGAAGCCACUGCUGCUCCAGUGGCAGCAACGUCCAAGAAAGUCGGCACAAAAGGCAAAAAGCGUGCUGCAACGACAACGGGAACUACCCAGAAGAAGCGGCGCAAGUCGAGCAAUGUUGAUGAUGGCCUGCAAGUUAUCAAGGCUCGUCCUCCCAACGAGCCGAACGAGUCCACCAAUCCGUCAAAGCCACUGGCUACGGUGAUCACAACUGGGAGCAUGCCGAAGAAAAAGUUGUCCGCAGUUACGAAGAAGCGGAAGGACGACUCGCAAUAUGUAGGUGGCGAUCUUGCUGAGGACUUGCCGAGCAAGGCAAAACCUGUCUCGCUCUGUGCUCAAACGACUUCAAUGGAUACGCUCGAUUCAACAUCAGCGCGGACGUCCAUAGACUCUGUCAAGGCGAACGCCGGACAGAGCAUCACUGUGUACCAGGAUCCCUCUUCCAGCAUAUCUCAUCAAUCGAAUGUGGAACAUUCGCAACCGUUGCUGCACGAUGCUACCAAUGUACAGGCAAACGCGAAGAGGAACCAAAAUCCUAUCGGUAGCAAGACUGACAGGAUUCAGGCGGCCACUACUGAUGCUGCUGUUGAUGCUGCAAGCACCGCAAUGAGACGCAGCGCCCGCGCCAAGCCGUCAGUCAAUUAUGUAGAUCAAGAUGGUUUCAUCACGAUCGAAGAUACCGAAUCGUCAGACGAUGGUCUUGCACAACGCCGCAGCACGACGACCCGUCGAAGAACACGAAGCUCAGAGAAAAUCGGCGCAGACGAUGGCUUUGGCGAAAUCGACGACGAUGAUAUCUUGGAAUCAGCCAUGACCAUUGACGAUGCAAUAGUCAAUCGACCAGCAACGCCACCGCCUCGUGGCCGCAAGCAGAACAUGCGUGAUGUCGAUGAGCAUGAAGACUAUGGCGGUGCACUGUUGACCACUGACGACCUUAAGCUGUUAGCGCAAAUCAAAACCAAACACACUUCAAAGGAGCCCACAACCAAACCCAUCGUCCGCAACCCUGUCCCACCCCCUAUCUUCGACCGCUCCCCUCUUUUCGGCGCCUCCAAUACCACCCUCCUCCGAACCUGCUUCCGCGUCGGCGAAGCCCUCAAUACUGGGUCUCAAGCAGUCCGCGCCAAUGAAAAUGUCAUCAUCGAACUAUACGCUCGCAUCACAUCUUCCUGGCGAGACACACCACCUGGUCGGAAGCAACAUUUUGUUUUCAAGGAUCUAUAUCAUGACAAGCCGCCGUAUCUGGAAGGCGUGUUUGAGUUGUGGGAUCAGGCGCAGCUUUGGGAUCUAGAUAGUAAGCCGUUUCUAAAAGCGGAGGAGAAGAGCGGGAUGAUGUGCAGGGCGAUCGCGAGGAUGAGGAGAGAAGGGAUGAAGUGGAAACUGGAGGUGCUGAGCGUGUGGGAGGCGAAUUGGGAGGAUGUUGACUUUGUUGCUGGCGUUUGCAACGGAGAUGUCACGAAGGAUGGUGAUGAGGAGUGA